CGCGCCUCCAUGGACUCUGACGUGUUCCUCGGCGUCGGCCAGUUAUCGUCGACCAGGCUCCGGCUGCCGUGGCCUUGGGGAGAACGACGGAGCGGCUGAGGAGCGAGCGCUGGCCCGGUUCCGAGGGACUGCAGUGCAACGCUCGUAGCUUCGAUAUGGGUAAAACGAGAGGCGUGCACGAGACCACUCCGGAGAUCCGCAACCGCAUGGUGGGCAUGUACGAGGCUGGCCUCGGCCUCAAGGACAUCGCCGCCGCCGUCAACUGCUCGCAAAGGACCGUCAAGAGGUGGCUGAACAGAUUCGACCGGGAGGGCAACGUGGACACGCGAGAGCGCUGCGGACGCAAGCGAGCCACCACCCACGAGCAGGACGAGGCGAUCGUGCGGCUGGCCACGCAGACGCCCAUCACGGCCGCCAAAGCCGUGCUGCCGGCUCUGGGACUCAACUGCUCCGUGGACACUAUUCGGGAGAGGCUGCACAAGGCAGGCAUUCACAACUGGAGUCCGUCCAGGAAGCACAUCCAGAAGAUACCUAUCGCCGCCACGGAUGGGCCGGGCAUACAGCAGGCGGUCUGGCGGCCGACCGGAACGCAGCUCGGCAAGAAGAAGCCGGCGAGAGAGGCGACGAGGGGCAGAGCCGGCGGCGGGCCCCGCUCGAAGAAGAGAGCGGCGCCCCGGCGGGCCAAGCCGCACAAGGCGCUCGAGGCGGACGGGGCCCCGGGCGCGGCGGCGCACCGCCAGCAGGCCGACUUCUCGUUCGCGAGCGGCCCGCCGGCAGACGACGCGCAGGCCCUGCUGACGGCGGUGCCGCCCGAUCCCGGCCAGUUCGGCCGUCCGGCGGACCUGCAGCCGCAAUCGCAGCCAGCGUACCAUCGGCAGCCGCCCGGUAUCAUCGGCGCGCCCCGGACCUGGCCGCUCGACCUCGGCCACGGCGCCCACCACCACUACGCGCAGAGCGCCAUGCACCACGAGCAGCAGGCGCCCGUGCACGUCCAGGCCCAGGCGUCGAUGCACGCCCACCACCACGCGCAGGACCGAGCGCAGGACCGAGCGCAGGGCCCGAUCCCGGCGCAGCACUGCUGCGACCUACCUGGCCAGAAGCUCGACGACCACCGGCUGGGCUUCGCCGAGGAGCAGCCUCGGCGAGAGGACGUGUGCUCCAAUUCGAACGCCAGCUCCAACGGCAACAGUCGGCAUUCGAGCGGCGCCGACGACGACGCGAGCAGUGACAACAACGGCCGCCCCGACAGGUCUAGAAAGGCGGCGAGCAGGAGCAAGACGAAGAAGGGCGGAAAGGUCAAGGGCACCCUCGAGACGAGCGUGGAAAUUCGGAAUCGCAUGAUCGGCAUGUCCGAAGCUGGACUGUCGACUCUGUCGAUCGCGCUCGCGAUCAACCGAUCGGAGCGAACCGUGAAGAGAUGGCUCGACCGCUGGCACAAGGAGGGCAACGUUCAAACCAAAGAGAGGAAGGGCCGCAGGCGCAUCACCACCAAGGAGGAGGACGAUGCCAUUGUCGCGCUGGCCACUCAGCAGCCACUGACCGCGGCCAAGCACGUAGCGCCUGCCCUUGGACUCAAGUGCAGCGUCGACACGAUCCGAGAAAGAUUGCACAAGGCGGGAAUUCACAGCUGGAAGCUAGGCAAAAAGCAGGGGCUCGGCAAUGCCGUGCACACGGUGCACCUCUGGCAACCCAGCGGCAACAGGUCCAGCAAAUUGAAGAGCUCUGCAAGCAAAAGAAGGAGGGCGUCCGGCAGGAAGGGCAAUCCAAGCGCCGAGGACGCGUCCAAGCAGCCGGGUAAAAGGACGAGCGACGAGGCGCCUCCGGAGAUAGCCCCGCCUGCCACAACCGCGAUCCACCAAGAGCCAAGUUUGCAGUUCCAAAAUCAAGCGCAAUCUCCGCCGAUGAUGCAAGCGACGCACGAGCUGGCCACCGCCACUUCGGAGUUCAUGCAGCCCAGACAGCACAUGCAUGCGCCGCCUAUGUGCCCUCAAGCAACUUUAGCGCCGCAAGCGCUGCAAACCGUGGGACCGAUAAUGCAACCGCGCUCGGACUGCAGGUUGUCGCUCUCUGCACUGGCACCGCCGAUCGCCAGCCAGGCCAGCGCCAACAUUUCUUACUCUUCGUGCAUGCUGGGCAAUAGCGGCCAUCCGACUCACGCGGAGCAAGUCGACCCAAUGAAUUACGAGCCGUACAUCUGGAGCUUUUAAGUCGCGCGACAGCUUCGGAAUGUUCACAACGGUUUAGCUCAUCGUACAGGCAAAUUCAAACUUUGCCCUUUCCAGAUCCUGCCCAGGACUACCAUUUUCAGAGUACUCAUAUCAAACGUACAUAGCCUCUCUGGAUAGUACAAUGUAAAAAGAACAUUUUUUUAUCGUGUCUUCCUGCACAGGGACACCAUUUUUCCAAGUGAAUUUCUUCAUAACUGCCACGCAGAACGUUGUAUUUGACAUUCAAGUCACUGGCGAGUAAUUCUAGUUGAAUAUUGUGAUUUUUUUAACGUAAUAUAAGAAGCGAUUAAUUAAUUUAUAUUCUAUCUAAAAAUAAUAAUUAAACUAUGCUUUAAAUUAGCAUUACAAGUUUAAGCUUCGAAACGAAUGACGCGUUAUAGCGCAAUUAUAUAUAAAUAUAUAUAUAUACAUAGAUAUAUGUAUAUUUUUAUAAACGAUAUCAAAUUUUUAAAAUGCAAUGUGUCUCGCAUCUCCUUAUAUAUAUACAUAUAUAUAUAUAGCGUUACUCGUACAAAUGAAAAUUACACUUCGAAUAAAUAUUAAAUAAUUAUAUAUUAUUAGUUGUAAGCGAAGUCGGUAAAGUUUUUUUUUCUACGAACAUUCCUACGUGUUUUAUUUUUUGAUGAUCUCACAUAGCCCAUUAUAAUAAAUAUUUUGUGAUUUUGAAUGCAUGAAUGUAUAGUCAAAGACGGUGUCACUGAUAUUUUUCACCUCUUUAAUAAAUGAUAUUUAUGAAUCAAUUAUAUUAUUUUUAUAAUUUUUCAUUUAUAAUUGUAAAAUAAAUGACUUGGUUUCUUAAAAACUA
This is a messenger RNA of Phymastichus coffea, 3033 nucleotides long. RefSeq lists its product as uncharacterized. Lineage: Eukaryota; Metazoa; Arthropoda; Insecta; Hymenoptera; Eulophidae. The record is from RefSeq and is a predicted model, not a curated record. The coding region runs from base 156 to 2207 and encodes 683 amino acids. The transcript has 8 exons.